Molecule: messenger RNA, 3831 nt
Organism: Daucus carota subsp. sativus
Lineage: Eukaryota; Viridiplantae; Streptophyta; Magnoliopsida; Apiales; Apiaceae
Product: protein WHAT'S THIS FACTOR 1 homolog, chloroplastic
Exons: 5
Coding region: 487-1698 (403 amino acids)
Molecular function (GO): RNA binding
Source: RefSeq, a predicted model, not a curated record
GGGGGGGGGGGUUAUGCAUUUAUUGGGUGCGUAUUAGUGAACAGCCGGACCCCAAAUGAGUAUCCCGGCCUUGGAAAAAAAAGAAAAAAUUAUUUCUGACCUGGUACCAACUUGAGAUAUGUGUAUCACAUAAUACACAUUCCUCAAAUGCGUAUCAAGCGAGUAAAAGUGGUCAAUUUUUUGAGAAUUGGUAUUCUUGUCAUUUAAUUAUAGAUAUUCGGUAUUUCCAUCCUUCACUUUGUAUCAAUAUACUAUAAGAAUUUUAAAUAUCUGGGUUUUGACUUUUGAUUUAGAUUGUCAUGUUUCUGAAUUUGUAUGUUUUAUUAAUAUUGCUGGAGUUUUUUCCAUAAUCUGAUUGUUUUAAAUUUCCUUAGUUUAUUUGGCAUUAAUAGUUGCAUUCUUUUUCAUUGUUAAGCAAGGCUACCUAGAAUACUGAAAAGCAUACUGGAUAUCUUGUGUAUGGUGGUGUUUCUUCCGUAGUCUAGCAUGUCUCGUGCAUUAUAUUAUCUCCGGUUCUCCCGAAACAUGUCGCUGUGGUCAAUGAAGAAAGAUCCAGAUCUUGAAUCAGCUUUAUCACGAAAUCGACGAUGGAUAGUAAACAAUCAGAUCAAGAACAUAAUAUUACGAUGUCCUAACCAGGUGGCAUCAGUUAAGCUCCUUCAGAAAAAAUUCAAGACUCUGGAUCUUCAGGGAAAAGCUCUGAAUUGGCUAAAGAAGUACCCCUGUUGCUUCGAUGUUUAUCUAGAAAAUGAUGAACUUUAUUGCCAGUUGACAAAACGAAUGAUGUUUCUGGUAGAAGAGGAGGAAUCUGUCAAAGAUAUGCAGGAAGGAGUCUAUGUGGAGCGUCUAGCGAAGUUGUUGAUGUUGAGCGUAAAUCAGAGGCUUAGUGUCCUAAAAUUGAAUGUAUUGAGAAGAAAUUUUGGUCUUCCAGAUGAUUAUAUAAUCAGAAUUAUACCCAAGUUUCCUGAACUAUUUCGAGUUGUUAAUUAUAGUGGCAGACGGAGUUCGAUGGAGAUUGAGCUUUUAUCUUGGAAUCCUAAACUAGCAAUUUCUGCAAUUGAAACUUCCUCUGAAAGACAGGGUAUGGUGCCUUCUUAUUCAUGUUCAUUGCCCUCUUCAUGGGUCAAGUCUUGGGAAAGGUUUCAUGAAUUUAAUUCAACCCCAUAUAUUUCACCUUAUUCAGAUACCGGUGGUUUAGUGGAGGGAUCAAAAGAAAUGGAUAAGAGAACGGUAGGUUUGGUUCAUGAAAUCCUCUCACUGACUUUGUGGAAAAAAAUAUCAAUUAUAAAGCUAGGUCAUUUCAAAAGAGAAUUCUGCUUACCGGAGAAAUUAAAUGGUCUGCUAUUAAAGCAUCCAGGUAUAUUCUAUGUGUCGAACAGAUAUCAGAUUUACACAGUUCUUCUUCGAAAUGAAUAUAAAGGGUCAGAAUUGAUUGACAAGGACCCUCUUGUAGUUGUGAAGGACAAAUUUGGAGAAUUGAUGCAGGAGGGACUCCAUGAGUACAACCGGAGGCACUAUUUUCAGAAUUUAGAAAAAAAUAGGAAAAAGGGGAUAAUUCCUGUGAAACCUGAGAAAAGGAUUGAGAAAAUUAGCGAGAUGACUGAACAGAACGAUCAAGGAGGUGAUCUAGGUGGUAUCUUGGACCCAGAAGAAAGAAAGCGGUUUUAUAGAGUUCUUUUUGAUGAUACAUGUCCAUAGCCAGUGGUGAGUACAAGAAAAUAGGGGAGAUAUUCUAUCAUUGUUAUGUUCUGUUGGCAACUUUGGAACUUGGCACAUGGGCACUUCUUUAGGCUUGUAAUAAGACAAUCUCAAGGAGUUGUAGCUAGAUUGUCUUUCUCUAUGCAUUUUUUGUUUCCUUGUUGCGGCAAGACAUGCUGAUGCUUCUUGCUUACCACAUCACUAUUGGCGAGUACGGGAUCUUCCUGAUUCUAGUCAACUGAUCUGAUGUUGAGUAGGUGUUUUAUUAAAAAAUCUAGGAUAUGAUGUGUACAAAAACUGAAAGCGGUAUAACUAGCAUCAGGGCAAAAAUUAAUGUCAGAUACUCAAAAAGAGAGGACACACAAGCACGAAUUUCCACCACCAUAUGCUUCUGAACCAUUGGAUGGAGUUGAGACAAUAAAGAAUGCUUUAUAUGUCAAUGGCGUCCUGGACAUUGCUAUCACCAUACUUACCUGGCUUGCCAGCUAUUGUACGGUUGUGCAGUCGCACAUGGUGAACCAGGUGACAAAUAAAUUACUCGAAAAGAAAAUAGUGGAGAACAGUAAUGAACAAGAUUCAAUUCAGGUGAGCUUGACCUUAUACAUGUAUAUAAUAGUACAAAUUUUUGCCUACUCUUUGCUAUUAUUCACCUACUUCACAACGAUGGUCAGCAUGAGUCGGCACUGUUGUUGCACAUAUAAUGUAGAACAAUUGAAGCUACAUUACAUUGGAUUGGCACUCCGCAAUACAGUAUUACCUUUGUAUAUUUACUAUUAUCUAUAUCAGGAAAUGAAUUUUAAAGGACAACACAGUAACACCCAGGUAUAAGAUCAUUAUAAAUUCGUUUUUCUGCUGUUGCUCACAAUUUCCUGUCCAGAAAAAGAUAAAAAAAAAUCCUCCCCACUGCUCCUCUUUCUGUUGCUGUUAGUCCCUACCAAGUACCAAUCUCACCAUCUUAACUUACAGAAAUUACUCUGUCAUUCUGUUUCCAAGGAUAAGGUAUGUCUAUAUGUAUCUAUAAUAUACAUAUGCUUGUGUUUGUUUUCUUCAUUAAUCUAUCUUCUCACAUUUAAAUUUUCUCUAAAAAUUAGGGAUUCUCAUAGCCAUGAUUAAUUACCUGUAUUUUUUAGGAGUUUUUGUUUCAUGUAUCUGCAUCUCUGUAUGUUUAUAAAUAUACAAAUUGGCUUGUAUUCUGGACUUUUUUUUAUUUAUAUUGGACGUGUCUAGGAAGGUUAAUGAAUUAAGUCAAUUAAAAGAUCUACCGACACAGGUGUGUGCCUUUUUCAUUUUCUAAUUAUUUUGGGAUUUCAUCACUUUUUAAAUAUCUGAUUAGUAAACAAUGAUUGACUUUCUAGUUAAUAUCAAAUCUUGCAGGACCACUGUUUUUACCACUAAAAGUUUAAACUUUUAUCUUCUCUGAUCAACAGCUUCCGUCCUUCCUUGAUAGACGAAGCACUAAAGAUGUACUAGGAUGUAAUGAACGAGAAGUUUAUGUUCAUGCAUCACUGGAAUGCAUAGCGGUUUGCACCAAAGUAUCAAGCUAGUAUGGACAAAAAAAAGGCAGCUAAGGACAGAGAUGCGUCUUCACAGUCUAUCUACAGUCAAGUUCCUGCAAGCCUAGAAUCUGAUGAGAGGAUGGAACGACCAAUUGAAAGGAAAGCUGCAAAGAAGUUAAAAAGAGCAGCAAAUGAAGCAACGAAUGAGGAAAGUUUGGAACUUCUUAAAACAAGGCAGAAAGAUGCAUUGGCGAUUGCUUCUUCAAGGAGUGAAUUGGCUAACAUGAGCUUGCACUUACAAAAGGAAAUGCAUUGGCUGCAUUGGCUAUUGCUUCUUCAAGGAGUGAAUCGGUUUACAUGAGCUUGCAAUUACAAAAGGAAAUAAUGAAAAGUCCAAAGGAGGAACUAAAGCUCGGGUUAGCGAAAGAGGAGAGGGAAAGACAGGAGCGGGAAAAGCAGGUUUACGAAGCGUCUUUCAUGACAAUGAACCCCAGUAAGAUGCUACUGGAUCAAGCAAAAUAUCAUGAUUCUCUUUAAGCUGGGAUCAUGAAAUUUUUUAUUUCUUAUGUGUGUACCUGCCUCUAAUUUGCGACUACUGUGUACAAGACUUUUAAUUUUAUCAUUUUAAUUUGUAUAG